This is a messenger RNA of Colossoma macropomum (tambaqui), 3852 nucleotides long. It is a transcript of the gene polr2b, whose product is annotated as RNA polymerase II subunit B. The record is from RefSeq and is a predicted model, not a curated record. Gene Ontology annotation, molecular function: ribonucleoside binding; DNA-directed RNA polymerase activity; DNA binding. The transcript is spliced from 25 exons. NCBI's taxonomy places the organism in Eukaryota, Metazoa, Chordata, Actinopteri, Characiformes, Serrasalmidae. Gene Ontology annotation, biological process: DNA-templated transcription. The coding region runs from base 100 to 3624 and encodes 1174 amino acids. Gene Ontology annotation, cellular component: RNA polymerase II, core complex.
UGUAGUCUGUGCUUCAGUGAGCAGAUAAAGCGCGUUUUGGCCGAGAAGGUUUGUUGCUUGUUUACCGUAAACAAGGACACAAACAAGAAAAAAAACAACAUGUAUGACCAAGAUGAAGAUAUCCAAUAUGAUGAAGAUGAUGAUGAGAUCACCCCUGAUCUGUGGCAGGAAGCCUGCUGGAUUGUUAUCAGUUCCUAUUUUGACGAGAAGGGAUUGGUGCGCCAGCAGCUGGACUCCUUCGAUGAGUUCAUUCAGAUGUCUGUUCAGAGGAUUGUUGAGGACGCUCCACCUAUAGACCUACAGGCUGAGGCUCAACACACCUCUGGAGAGGUGGAGGAGCCGCCACGGUAUCUGCUGAAGUUCGAGCAGAUCUACCUGUCCAAGCCUACGCACUGGGAAAGGGAUGGAGCCCCCUCACCUAUGAUGCCGAAUGAGGCUCGACUCAGAAACCUCACGUACUCGGCUCCUCUGUAUGUCGACAUCACUAAAACCAUCAUAAAGGAAGGAGAGGAGCAGCUUCAGACGCAGCACCAGAAAACCUUCAUUGGCAAGAUUCCCAUCAUGCUUCGUUCCACCUACUGUUUGCUCAGCGGCCUGACAGAUCGUGAUCUGUGUGAGCUGAAUGAGUGUCCUCUGGACCCAGGAGGCUACUUUAUCAUCAACGGUUCCGAGAAGGUUCUCAUUGCUCAGGAAAAGAUGGCCACCAACACAGUAUAUGUGUUUGCCAAAAAAGAUUCCAAAUAUGCGUACACAGCGGAGUGCAGGUCAUGUCUGGAGAAUUCAUCCAGACCUACCAGCUCGAUUUGGGUCAGCAUGAUGGCCAGAGGAGGACAGGGGGUGAAGAAGAGUGCCAUUGGUCAGAGAAUCGUCUCCACCCUUCCUUACAUCAGACAAGAAGUGCCAAUCAUCAUCGUGUUCCGUGCCCUGGGCUUUGUGUCCGACAGGGACAUCCUGGAGCACAUCAUCUAUGACUUUGAUGACCCAGAGAUGAUGGAGAUGGUAAAGCCAUCUCUGGACGAGGCUUUCGUGAUCCAGGAGCAGAACGUAGCUCUGAACUUCAUCGGCUCAAGAGGAGCCAAGCCUGGUGUCACCAAGGAGAGAAGAAUUAAAUAUGCCAAAGAGGUGCUGCAGAAGGAAGUUCUGCCCCAUGUGGGUGUCUCUGACUUCUGUGAGACCAAGAAGGCCUACUUUUUAGGUUAUAUGGUGCAUAGGCUCCUGCUCGCAGCUCUGGGCAGAAGAGAGCUGGAUGACAGAGAUCACUAUGGCAACAAAAGGCUGGACCUGGCAGGGCCUCUACUUGCCUUCCUUUUCAGAGGAAUGUUCAAGAACCUGCUGAAGGAGAUAAGGAUCUAUGCACAGAAAUUUAUUGACCGAGGGAAGGACUUUAACCUAGAGCUGGCCAUUAAAACCCGGAUCAUCUCGGAUGGGCUGAAGUAUUCUUUGGCCACGGGCAACUGGGGUGAUGUAAAGAAGGCCCACCAGGCCAGAGCUGGAGUGUCUCAGGUGUUGAACAGGCUGACAUUCGCCUCCACAUUGUCACAUCUCCGGCGUGUAAACUCCCCCAUUGGCAGAGAUGGCAAGCUGGCCAAGCCCAGACAGCUCCACAACACACUGUGGGGCAUGGUGUGCCCUGCUGAGACCCCAGAGGGUCAUGCUGUAGGCUUGGUGAAAAACUUGGCGCUGAUGGCGUACAUCUCUGUGGGGUCCCAGCCCUCCCCCAUCCUAGAGUUCUUGGAGGAGUGGAGCAUGGAGAACCUGGAGGAGAUCUCACCUGCUGCCAUUGCAGAUGCCACUAAGAUCUUUGUGAACGGCUGCUGGGUGGGCAUACACAAAGACCCUGAACAGUUGAUGAACACGCUGAGGAAACUGAGGAGACAGAUGGACAUCAUUGUAUCGGAGGUGUCAAUGAUCCGGGACAUCAGAGAGCGAGAGAUCCGAAUUUAUACAGAUGCCGGACGGAUCUGCAGGCCGCUGCUCAUCGUUGAGAAGCAAAAACUUCUGCUGAAGAGGCGCCACAUUGACCAGCUCAAAGAACGAGAGUACAACAACUACAGUUGGCAGGACCUGGUAGCGAGUGGGGUGGUGGAGUAUAUCGAUACGCUGGAGGAGGAAACUGUAAUGCUGGCCAUGACCCCAGAUGACCUCCAGGAGAAGGGUGUGGCGUACUGCUCCACCUACACUCACUGCGAGAUUCACCCCUCCAUGAUCCUGGGAGUGUGUGCUUCCAUUAUUCCUUUCCCUGAUCACAAUCAGUCUCCCAGGAACACUUACCAGUCUGCUAUGGGGAAGCAGGCUAUGGGAGUCUACAUCACUAACUUUCAUGUUCGCAUGGACACUUUGGCCCAUGUGCUGUACUACCCCCAAAAGCCUCUGGUCACCACUCGCUCCAUGGAGUACCUGCGCUUCCGAGAGCUACCAGCAGGGAUCAAUUCCAUUGUGGCUAUUGCAUCAUACACUGGAUACAACCAGGAGGACUCCGUCAUCAUGAACCGCUCUGCUGUGGACCGAGGCUUCUUCAGGUCUGUGUUCUAUCGCUCUUAUAAAGAGCAGGAGUCGAAGAAAGGCUUUGACCAGGAGGAGAUCUUUGAGAAACCCAAGCGUGAAGAGUGUCAAGGCAUGCGGCAUGCUAUUUAUGAUAAGCUGGACGAUGACGGGCUAAUCGCCCCGGGUGUACGUGUGUCCGGUGAGGAUGUAAUCAUUGGUAAAACAGUCACUCUUCCCGAGAAUGACGAUGAGCUGGACAGUACGAACCGGCGCUACACCAAGAGGGACUGCAGCACUUUCCUCCGCACCAGCGAGACCGGCAUCGUCGACCAAGUCAUGGUCACCCUCAACCAGGAGGGCUACAAAUUCUGCAAGAUCCGGGUUCGCUCAGUCCGGAUCCCUCAGAUUGGGGACAAAUUUGCCAGUCGACACGGACAGAAGGGUACCUGUGGAAUUCAGUACAGGCAGGAGGACAUGCCUUUCACGUGUGAGGGAAUCACUCCAGACAUCAUCAUCAACCCCCACGCCAUCCCCUCCAGAAUGACAGUCGGUCACUUGAUCGAGUGUCUGCAGGGGAAGGUGUCUGCAAACAAGGGGGAGAUCGGUGAUGCCACACCUUUCAAUGAUGCUGUGAAUGUGCAGAAAGUCUCCAACCUGCUGUCGGAGUAUGGUUACCACCUGAGAGGAAACGAGGUGUUGUACAACGGGUUCACGGGUCGCAAACUGACCUCUCAGAUCUUCAUCGGGCCCACUUACUACCAGCGCCUGAAGCACAUGGUGGACGAUAAGAUCCACUCACGAGCACGUGGUCCCGUCCAGAUCCUCAACAGGCAGCCUAUGGAGGGCAGAUCACGUGAUGGUGGUCUGCGUUUUGGAGAGAUGGAGCGAGAUUGCCAGAUUGCUCAUGGAGCUGCACAGUUCCUGAGGGAGCGUCUGUUCGAGGCCUCUGACCCCUACCAGGUGCAUGUGUGCAACCUGUGCGGCCUAAUGGCCAUCGCUAACACUCGCACGCACACCUACGAGUGCAGAGGCUGCCGUAACAAGACUCAGAUUUCUCUGGUCCGGCUGCCGUACGCCUGCAAGCUUCUGUUUCAGGAACUGAUGUCUAUGAGCAUUGCACCCCGCAUGAUGACCAGCUAAACACCAGCACUGCUGAAUUACUACAAAAACAGGAGACAAGAGGAACUGGGCUUACUGUACUGAAGAGGAGGGGUCAUUUCUAAAUGUCAACUGAAUGCACUCGCUUGCUCAGGCUUGACCUGUGUAUGUCUAUUUUGUCAAAGUAUUUCUGAUCUGUUAUUGUUUUGGACGUGAUACGUUAGUUGACUUUGUAAAAUUUUGAAUCAAAUAAAGUAGUUUGUUUUUAAA